ACACCGGACAUAUCAGCGACAGGAACUAAAUAUGUGUCACUCUUUUAACGAAAUGUCCAUUUAAAUUUGUUUGCGUUUAGAAAAUCUUGUCAGAAGAUUUAUCAGGAUAAGUUGGUUAGGACUAUAUUUGACGAUUGAUUUAUCGUUGUCUGCACAGAAGAGUAGCCUACCUCCGUUGUGAACUUAAGUUAAUCAUCUUAUAUAUUUUUUUACUGAAACAGUAAAAGAUGGACUCAGUGCCAAGUCCCUUCACUCGUACUGGGAGGACUUUCUGGACAAUUUGGACCUACAUUACGGAAGUUGUGGGAAGGUAUUUUAGACCAGAGCCCACUAACAUAGUGAAUAAUGAAAUAAGAACAGAACAGGAAGCCACUGCUGCAAGAGAAACAGACGACAAUGGAGGUGAUGAGAAAAAUUUGAUAAAGUUAACUGAGGUUAGUCCAGAAAGUGUCUCUGAGGUGAGGGAACUACGACCUGCUGUUGCCUGGGAACCGUGCAAUGUCAUAAUUUAUCCAGGGAUCGGAAGAGAAAAUGUGCAAUACACCGGAACCCCCAGCAGAGGGAAUGAUUGUGAAACAUCCCAGAAGGGGGGGGGAUUUAAUCAACAAAUACAUAAAAACACAACACAGAAUGAUACUAAUGAAGAAUUGAAUGAGGGACAAGAGGUCCAAUUAGAGUUAUUCACUGACAUCCAGAUCUUAUUCAAAGAUCCGUCAUCAGAAAGCUCAAAGAUUCGGCCAGGAAAUGGACAAACUGUGAGUUAUAACAGCGCUGAAGAUAAAAUAUCAGCUGGAACAGUUGAGGAAGAGGAAUUCUCUGUAGAAUCUACUAAAAAAUUUGGUGAUGACGGAAACAAACCAGACAAGAAAGAUAUUAGAGAUGAAGAACUGCAUUUUGGUAGAGAGUCCCCAAACCUUACAUCAGUCUGUGUUGAACCUGCCAAACCUUUGGAUAAGAAUGAUGCAAAUGUAAGUAAGGACAGAGAAAUUAUACAAGAUCUCCAAAACACAGAGGAUGAAACCAUGGGAAGAUUCAGUGAAAAAGAUGGAGAGGAAGAAACGACAGUACCCUUCAUGGAUACAGAGAAAGAGAGGUGGAAAGAAGAAAUUGUAUUCUCAGAAGAUGAGGUCAAUAGAGAGGAUCUGUGCGUAACCAAAUACCAAAUUAGUCAUGACGAUGGUGACGUGAAUAUUGGCGGGGACAUAGAAAAUCUUUGGAGUAUGACAGAGAGAGAGGCAAUUCAAGAGAUUAUAAUCAGAGACCAGGAAAAAGACAGUGAUUUUGGACCAUCCAAUGAUUUUAAUAUCUUCGAAAAUAAGGGUGAAUGCGGUGACAAUAGUUUGAGAUUUCAUGAAGAAGCUACAGAAAAUCUUGAUCAAGUAACUGAUCCAAAACCACAACUGCUUUGUGGAGGAUUCUCAGAUGAGGAGAGAAAAUUGGGAAAAGGCCAGGAAAUCUUUGCCCCAGAGCCAGUGUUACAAUUACAAAUGGCCUGUGACAACAAGAAAGGCUCUGUGCCAAAUGAUGAGAUAACUGUUGUUAGAGACAAGCUGAGAGUGGAGUGCAAUAUUGAAAGUAGUGAGAGCACACUAUUCGAAGAAAGACAAGAAGAUGUACCAGAGGAUAAAAGGAUUAAGUAUGGGAGAAGUAGCGAAAUAGAAGAUAAUGUGGUUGAUACUGGGACGAAGAAAGACACAGAGGAGGUUAAAGAUAUAGUGACAGGAUCAAACACUUUCUGUGAUCAAGAGAAACAUUUUGAUGUGGAGAAAAAUAAACUAGAGGAAAUGAAUAUUUCGAAAGAAGAGAAAGGCACCUGUAAUGAAGUUGGGAGAACCCUUAUUUCCAUGGAUGAAGUUGUCAGAAUGAACAAUACAGGAGAAAUCAGAGGUGGGGAAAUCUCAAUUUCCCUUGGGCUAUGUGAGGAGUCUGUCGUGGCUCAGGAAACAAAACAUGUUGCGUGUGAAGAAAUCAGAGAGGAAAUUCCUAAAUACAACAAUGGUAAAGAGCUCAAAGAGGAUAUGGUCCCGGAGAUCCUUGAAGUCGAUGACGACGAACAAGUCAACACCACACAUUUACAAGAACACAUUGAGAGUGAUAACAAAGAGAAUGUUAAGAACACUGGAGCUUGUUUAAAAUCAGACAGUUCACCAGUGAGUGAACUUAUGGAAGGGAAAGAAGAACCAGAAAUGGUCAAAGAAUUAUUUGAAGUUGAGGAAGUUGAGAAUGUAUCUGAUACUGUAAUGGAGGAUUAUACAGUCAAAAAAGCAGCAAAAUCCAUGGGAGAAACCGAAAGAACAGUAUCUCAAGUGCUAAAUGAAACCGAGAAUAAAAUACUAGAGGACCUUGUGAAGAAUGAAGCCGAAUCACAUGAACAAAUGGACAUUGAAAUAGGACUGUUAGAGGAAGCUGCAGAGACAGAUGCUUCUUUUUCAGAUGAAACACUGAGGAUGAAGACUGGAUUAUCCAGAGAUACAGAGGUUGUCAAAUCACAGUUUAGUGAGGGAUGGAUGGAGUCAAAGACAGUAGGAACAAUAUUUCAAUAUGUGAAGGAGACACAGGUAGAAAUGCCAGAAGUGAAAACAGAGUUGAAGACCAUGGAAGACAGCAAUGAGGCUGGAUCAAUGCGGCAAUCAAUGGAGAUGGAUCUUGAAAUAUUGAAGGAAAAAGUGGACGAAAGGAUCCAGAAGGGGGUUGAGGUGGACCCAUCUGUUGUGAGGACAGGGCCAGAGCUAUACACUGGGCUGUUCAUGGAAUUUGUGUCUGGAAAUACACAAUCUGGAUCAGUGAAAGAACAUGAGGCCGAAAUACAAGGUUUGAUGACCAAUACUGUACCAUCAGAGAAAACUGUCAAGACAGAGGCAAAUCGAUUGGAUAAAUUGAUGUGUCAAGAAUCUGUGUUUCUUACACAGCCAGUGGAUUUGUUAUCAAAUGAUUCACUGGAGACAGUUAAUGAAUUAUCAGACAAAUCAUCCAAGACUGGGACUAAAUUACAGGGAAUUCUCGAGGAUGAUUUAACAGAUUUGAUGGAAAAAGGGUUAGACUUAUUAGAGGAAACAAUUAGUGGACAAGUUGUACGUUCAGAGAACACAGCAGCUGAAUUAUCAGAAGGAAAAUAUAAUGUAAAAACUAUUGUAAUGGAGGAUAUAAAGGAGCCAUGGGCUGAGACAGAAUAUGGAACCACUAAAGAGACAGACAGAGACAAACUCAGUGUGAAGUUUGAGACAUUGGCAUUAGGGGGAACACAGUCAGGAACAGUGGACACAGAGGCGGAAAUAUUGUGGGAAACAACAGCAGAGUCUGAAUUAGUGGAGGAAUUACCUGAGAAUGUGACUGGAUUGCACAAGGACAAAGAGGUCAAAAGACAGAUGAUUGAGGCAGAGCCUUUCAUGGAGACAGACAUUAAGGAAUUAGUGGAAUCUGAGGUUGAGGAUUCGGUGGACCUGGACGUUGGAUUGGUGAAGACUGUGGCAUUAUUGCCAGAGGAAUUUAGUCCAAUGAUUGACCUGUCAAAAGAAACAAAUGAAACAGGCUAUGUUUCAUCAGCGGUCACAUUUCAGACAGAGGAUAGCUUUUCAGAAGAGAUGGAUGCUAAUUUAGAAGGGACCAUGUAUGGAUCACAGGAUGACAUGGAGAAAGACAUACUAAAUGGCAGAACAGAGAGUGUAGUGUCAGAGGAAACAACGGAGGAAAAGUCAGGAUUACCCGACAGUUUAACAGAUGAAACGCUGGAGAGUGAGGCUGAAUUGAAGGUGAAAACAAAUGCAAGAUUAAUGGAAGAUUUAGAUAAGCCAGAAACAGGUUUAUCUACAGAGACAGACAAGGUCAAGUCUGAAUCAUCAGAGGGAAGAACAAGCAAGUUUGGACUGAAUAAGGAAAUAGUCAAGGUAGUAUUAUCAGAUGAACCAGAGACAGACCCUGGAUUACUGUAUAAAUAUCCAGAGGACAAAAUCACAUUACAAAGAUUACCAGAUGCUGUAUUACCACAUGGGUCAACUGGUGCAGGGUCUAGAUUAUCAGACAAGAUCAAACAGGACUCAUCAGAUGAAUCACUGGGGACUAAGGCCAGAUCACUUAAAAUAUCAGAGGCUGGAUUAUUUGAAAAAUCUUUGGACUGUGAGGCUGGAUUACAGAAGCCAGACACAGAAAUAUCAGAUGUGGAAAAAGGAUUGUCAGAGGAGACGGUAGACACUGGAUUAGCAGAGAAAAAAGAUGGGACGAAAUUUGUGAAAUAUAUUGAGGAUGAAUUAUUUGAAGAAUCGCUGAACAGCAAGGCUGGAUUUAACGAAGUUUACAAAGAAAUACCAGAUGUGGAGAAAGAAUAUGGAUUACCAGAGGAGACUGUAGACAAAUCAAAUGUGACAGUCAAAGAAUUUGUUAAAAACACAGAGGCUGUACAAAAGAUAGAGCUAGAGGCUGAAGUUUCAGAUGAGUCAACAGUGACUGGAGAUCAAUUAGUAGAGAAGACUGAAGAAAACACGGCAAAUAAAUUGUUGGAAAUUCAUGUAGGAUUAUUCUGGGAAACUUCGAUAACAGAGGAAGAGACUUCGGUAACAGAGGAAGUUGUGGAGACAGGGCCCCAGAAGGGCUUACCGGAGCAAACAGAUUUGGGAUCACAGGUCCUAUUACAAGAGGUCGAGGUUGGAGUACCUGAGAAAUCUGAGGUUGGCUGGUUGGAAAAAAAGGUGGAGACAGAUGCAGGAGUUCCAGAGGAAAACAGAGGGGAUGAUGCAAAAGCAGGAACUGAAAAAAUUUACGAAAACUUUACGCUCCAGUUUGAUGCCUCUGAUUUGGACUUCACUGCUCAAAAGGCUCGUAUUGCCCUAAAAAAUCCACAAGCUCGUCCCCCAAGGGACCCCCGUACUCUUCUGAAUAUGCCGUCUUUGACCCCAUCCCCUUCAAAACCUGUUGUACAAGUGCCAGUCAGAGGUCCGACAGGGACUCCAAUGGGAGGCAUCGGAAUCAAACUGCCUGGACUUGGUGCAGGGUUCCCUGUCUUAAGAAAGACAGAAAAGGAAGUGAGAAGUGAACAAAACAUCCCCCAGAAAUCUGAAAUAGAGCAAGUAAGGGAUGAAUCUUCCAGGAAAGAAGAGACGCAAAACAAUCAAGAUGAGCGCAAAACCAAAUGGACACCUCCCAGACAGCCUGGAUUUGGAAAUCCCCUAAUGAUGAACGAGCUGAAAAACAAGCUGAAGAAGACUACAAAAGAGAAAGUAGACGAUUGACCCAAGAAUACUUUGUAGUCCUUGGUUAUCUAAGAGCCAAUGAAGAGUUUUACUUAAAAAAUAUAACAAUGCACAUCAUAUUAAAUGUUGCUAUCUUCAGUAUGAAUAUCUUUGUAAGAUUUGUUUUAAUAAAUAAUAUACUUUUGUUGUA
This is a messenger RNA of Esox lucius (northern pike), 5373 nucleotides long. RefSeq lists its product as uncharacterized. The transcript is spliced from 6 exons. Lineage: Eukaryota; Metazoa; Chordata; Actinopteri; Esociformes; Esocidae. The record is from RefSeq and is a predicted model, not a curated record. Bases 228 to 5222 code for a protein of 1664 amino acids.